Molecule: messenger RNA, 1437 nt
Organism: Diospyros lotus (date-plum)
Lineage: Eukaryota; Viridiplantae; Streptophyta; Magnoliopsida; Ericales; Ebenaceae
Product: transcription factor BHLH089-like
Exons: 8
Coding region: 48-875 (275 amino acids)
Biological process (GO): regulation of DNA-templated transcription
Cellular component (GO): nucleus
Molecular function (GO): DNA-binding transcription factor activity; protein dimerization activity
Source: RefSeq, a predicted model, not a curated record
CUUACGUGUUUUCAGACUCGGGCUCCGUGCCUGACACCUCGAACGAAAUGCCUGGUGAACCAUUGCCGAUGCAGCUAGACAACAUGUUCUACGACACAUUUAAACUCCCCUCCUCCUCCUGCUUCUCCCGCGUCUAUUCUCCAAUUUCCCAAGCCAAAUUUCUUGCCCCCGGCCCCUUGCAUGCGCUCAUACUGGAAGCCAGCAUUUGCAUAAAGCGAUAUUGCCCAGACUCUUCAUCCAUGGUGGCUGAGCUUGGAGAUGGCGAUCAGGCCGCUCAGCUGGCUAUCCAUGUGGGGAAGAAGAGGAAAUCCAUGGCUUCCAAGGUGGGCAGAGAAGGCAAAUGCAAGAAUGGAAACAAAAACGGGGAAGGGGUGAUGAAGAAGCCCAAAGCUGCAAGGAAGGAGAAGAAGAAGGUCCAGCUGGAGGAGCCUCGAAGUGGUUAUGUUCAUGUGAGAGCAAGGCGGGGUGAAGCCACAGACAGCCAUAGCCUUGCGGAAAGGGUACGAAGACAGAAAAUCAGCGAGAGAAUGAAGCUUUUGCAGUCCCUUGUUCCUGGGUGUGACAAGAUAACUGGCAAGGCUCUUAUAUUGGACGAGAUUAUCAACUACGUGCAGUCCUUGCAGAAUCAAGUUGAGUUCCUCGUGAUGAAGCUUGCUUAUGUGAACACCCACCCAGUGUUGAGUGAUUUAGACGCUAAUGCCCCCGGAUCAGAGAACUGGUGCUACAUGGAACCGCCGCCAUUGCCAUCGGCCCCACAGCAGUCUGAGUCCAUGGAGAGGGGCAUCUUUUUCUCUCAGGAUGAUGGAGAUCUAUCAGGGAACAUGGAUGAUCAGACACGAAAUAUUGCAAAUUAUUACGCCCAUCAUAGCUUGUGAUCUUGAUUUCCAGUACAGUACAAACUGUCAACUCUGAAUGGAAUCACAUUAAGAUUUUUAUAUGUUAUAUGUAAGUAUAUCUUGCUUUCUAAAACCUUAAUCGAUGGCAUUAAUAUUAUUUGGCUGCAAUAUUUUAUGAAUUUUCUCUUUAUAUUUUUGUUUCUGCAAUGGAAAUUAGUUUGUUGCAUUAAUUUAUAUGUGUUUUGUAGGCAAUGGAAGAUCCAUAAAUUUAUAUAUAUAUAUAUAUAUAUGUGCGUGUAUGUGUAGCCAUGGGGAAGGGAAAGCAGAGACGACAAGCAGGAAGAUCCAAGAUUAGAACUGCGUGCCUCUUCCAGCUUUCUUCCUCAAUGACUAUGACUUGUUGAUCUCCAUUUGUCUCUUUGAUUGCAAAGCUCCAAAAGGAGAGAGAGAGAGAGAGAGAGAGAGAGAGAGAGAGAGAGAGAGAGAGUACAUGCAUGUGCCAUGUACUUGUAAUGAGAGAGAGAGAGAGAGAGAGAGAGAGAGUAUGUAUGCAUGUACUUGUAAUCAGAGUAUAUAUUAUAUGGUAUUGCUUUGCAUUGAA